AUGAAGUCGUUCGCUACGCUAGCGCGCACUUGCGCUGCCUCUCUUUUCUUCACUUCUUCGCUCGCCCAGAGUAUCCAAUCAAUCAACGGGGAUGCCUUCAUCUCACCCUAUAACGGCCAAGCUGUCACCAAUGUCACCGGCGUGGUCACAGCCCGCAACAGCGAUGGAUUCUGGAUUCGAUCAACCUCUCCAGACAGCAACCCAGCUACCUCGGAAUCGGUCUUCGUCUUUGGCGGAAACGUGAAUGUUACCGUCGGCAAUGUCGUGGCCCUCAACGGUCGUGUUACCGAAUACCGCAGCAGCCCUGCAUACAUCCCGUUAACUGAGAUCACAUCGCCUUCUGGUGUCCGCGUCCUCUCCACCGGCGCCAAUGUCGAGCCGCUUGAGAUCGGUUCUGGUGUAUUGCUACCACCUACUGAGCAGUUCUCCAGCCUCGAUGAUGGCGACGUCUUUGGUCUGCCGAACAAUCGCAGCCAGAUCAGUGUUGCGAACCCUACCUUGGUGCCCAACGAGUAUGGCCUGGAUUUCAUGGAUAGCCUCCUGGGUGAACUGGUAACGAUCAAGAACCCGCAUGCCAUCACCAAGCCCAACCAGUUUGGUGAUACUUGGGUGAUCGGCAGCUGGCCAGUCACUGGGGAGAAUGGACGCACUGGACUUACAAUGACCGCGGGCGAUGCAAACCCAGAAGCCAUACUGAUUGGUACUCCUCUGGACGGCUCAAGUAAUCCGACCGACACCAAGCUCGGCGACAGCCUCGAGGAUAUUACCGGUGUUGUCUACCAAGCUUUCGGUUUCUACCGCGUCCUUCCCACCACCGCGAUCUCGGUCACAGAUUCCUUGGAGCCCGCAUUGCCAGAUCCAGUCUCUUUCGAAUCUACUGGUCGUUGUUCUGCAAUCACAGUCGGCCAUUACAAUGUCGAGAACCUUAUGCCUGACUCUGACCAUCUGCCAAACAUUGCUGAGCAUAUCGUCACCUACAUGAAGACGCCUGAUGUGAUCUUCCUCCAGGAAGUUCAGGACAAUUCUGGAGCUACUAAUGAUGGCGUCGUGUCCGCCAAUGAGACCCUCUCAGCCUUGUCGAGUGCUGUCGCCGCUCUGUCCGACGUCACCUAUGACUUCGUCGAGAUUGUGCCUGUCAACAACGAAGAUGGCGGUCAGCCAGGUGGCAACAUUCGUGUUGCUUAUUUCUUCAAUCCUGAGGUCAUUGCUCUCCACAAGCCCAACCCUGGAUCCUCAACCGAUGCUGUCGAAGUCCUACCUGGUCCCGAGCUCAACUUCAACCCCGGUCGUAUCGCUCCCAUCGACCCGGCCUGGAGCAACAGUCGCAAGCCACUUGUCGCCCAGUGGGACGUCCUUGCCGAAAACAGCACUUUCUUCACCGUCAACGUGCAUUUUGCCUCCAAAGGCGGUUCUUCUUCAAUUGAAGGUGACGCUCGCCCGCCCGUCAACGGCGGCGUUCUCGAUCGCCUCGCGCAGGCGAACCUCACUGCCACAUUCGUCGCUGACCUUCUCGCCGAGGACGCCAACGCCAAUGUCAUCACCGCUGGAGACUUCAACGAGUUCACCUUUGUGGAGCCCCUGAUCUCAUUCGUCGAGAUCUCUGGCCUCGAGGAUGUGGAGGACGCGGCUGGAAUCCCUGAGGUGGAGCGUUACAGCUACAUCUUCGACAUGAACUGCCAGGAGCUCGAUCACAUGUUUGUGAGUCCUCGUAUUGUGGCUGCGGGCCCGGAGUACGAGCAUGUGCAUAUCAAUACUUGGGUCAGCUUCGAUGACCAGAUCAGCGAUCAUGAUCCUGCGGUUGCGAAGUUGGACCUGUGCAGCGGUAGUGGCGGUGGUGGUCCAGGUGGUCCUGUCAAGCCAGGCAAGCCAGGCAACGGUCCUGGCGGUCCUGCAAAGCCUGGUAAUGGCCCUGGGAAACCUGGCCCAGGCCGAUCAAGCCCCCCUGGUGGUCACCAGCCUCCUUCACCCGGAAGACCGGGCCCCGGCAAUGGCGGUCGUCCCUGGAAAUAA
Molecule: messenger RNA, 2010 nt
Organism: Cyphellophora europaea CBS 101466
Lineage: Eukaryota; Fungi; Ascomycota; Eurotiomycetes; Chaetothyriales; Cyphellophoraceae
Exons: 1
Coding region: 1-2010 (669 amino acids)
Molecular function (GO): catalytic activity
Source: RefSeq, a predicted model, not a curated record